Caretta caretta (loggerhead turtle) is the source of this 13812-nucleotide messenger RNA. RefSeq names its product cadherin EGF LAG seven-pass G-type receptor 2 (gene CELSR2). NCBI's taxonomy places the organism in Eukaryota, Metazoa, Chordata, Testudines, Cheloniidae. Gene Ontology annotation, cellular component: plasma membrane. Gene Ontology annotation, biological process: G protein-coupled receptor signaling pathway; homophilic cell-cell adhesion; cell surface receptor signaling pathway. Gene Ontology annotation, molecular function: G protein-coupled receptor activity; calcium ion binding. The record is from RefSeq and is a predicted model, not a curated record.
GGGCCGGGCAGCGCCGCCGUAGGAGCCGCCGCUGAGCCCCAGCGAGCGGGCGAUGGGCGGUUGCUGCUGCCAGCCCAGCCGCGCUCUCCUGCUGCUCCUGGCGCUCGGGGUGCCGCGGCUGGAGGGCGCAGCGCCCGGGCACCGCGGGCCGUGCGCGCUGGGGCCCGCGGCCGGGACGCGGCUGAUGCUGCUGGACCGGUCCCGGCCGCCGCCGCGCUGCGCCCUCUGGCUCUGUCCGGCAGGUGCAGCCGGCCUCUGGGCGCACAUGGCCGGGCAGGGCUGCGGGGCUGCCGGGGAGAGGGAGCUGCUGAGCCGGCUGCUGCUGCCCCAGGCUCCUGGGGACAGGAGGUGGAGCUGGGCGCUGUGCUUGGAGCCCGGCUCCCGCAUCCCCCUGCCGCCCGCGGCCGCUUGGGGAGGCUGCCAGCCGCGGUGCAGGGUGCGGGGCGCCGGGGGGAGCCUCUCCCCCCAGGCCUCGGGGGAGCUGAUCCUCCCCGUCCGGGCCAUGUGUCUCCGGUCGGGGCACCCGGUGCGCUUGGGGCUGCUGUGCGAGCGGUGCGCGAAGGGGGACGGGGCGGGGGGGCUCAGGCAGGGGAGGGGCGCUAGGACCUUGGUCAACUGGAGUCUGGGUCUGAGCUCCCCUGGGCAGCAGGUGGUGCUGGGGAAGCUGCUCCAGGGUGCGGACGGGGCCCCGGGCCGGGGGAGCAGCCGGAGGAAGCGGAACGUCAACACCAGCCCCCAGUUCCAGCCGCCCACGUACCAGGUGUCGGUGCCAGAGAACAGGCCAGCCGGCACCCCGGUGAUCUCGCUGCAGGCCACGGACCCCGACGCGGGCGAGGCGGGCCGGCUGCACUACUCCAUGGCGGCUCUCUUCGACAGCCGCUCCAGCAGCUGCUUCGCCAUGGACCCCCUGAGCGGGGCCGUGAGCACGGCCGAGGAGCUGGACCGUGAGACCAAGAGCACCCACGUCUUCCGGGUGACGGCCGUGGACCAUGGCACGCCCCGGCGCACAGCCCUGGCCACGCUCACCAUCCUGGUGAGCGACACCAAUGACCACAGCCCCACCUUCGAGCAGCAGGAGUACGAGGAGAGCGUGCGGGAGAACCUGGAGGUCGGGUACGAGGUGCUGACAGUCAGGGCCACCGACGGGGACGCCACUACCAACGCCGACAUCCUCUACCGACUCCUCGAUGGUGACGGGGCCAACGCAGCCUUUGAGAUCGACCCCCGCUCCGGGGUCAUCCGCACCAAGGGGCUGGUGGACAGGGAGUCUGUGGAGUCCUACCAGCUCCUGGUGGAGGCCAGCGACCAGGGCAGGGACCCGGGGCCCCGCAGCUCCACGGCUACCGUCCACAUUGCCGUGGAGGACGACAAUGACAAUGCGCCGCAGUUCAGUGAGAAGCGCUACAUGGCCCAGGUGCCUGAGGACGUGGCCACCAACUCCCAUGUGCUGCGGGUGACGGCCACGGAUCGGGACAAAGGCAGCAGUGCCCUGGUGCACUACAGCAUCAUGAGCGGGAACACCCGGGGCCAGUUCCACCUCGACGCCCAGACGGGCAGCAUUGACGUGGUCAGCCAGCUGGACUACGAGCUGAGCAAGGAGUACACGCUCCGCAUCCGGGCCCAGGACGGGGGGCGGCCCCCUCUGUCCAACAUCAGCGGGCUGGUGACCAUCCAGGUCUUGGACGUCAACGACAAUGCUCCCAUCUUCGUCAGCACCCCCUUCCAGUCCACGGUGCUGGAGAACGUGCCCCUCGGCUACUCGGUCCUACACAUCCAGGCCGUCGAUGCGGACUCCGGGGAUAAUGCUCGACUGCAGUAUGCCCUGCUGGAGGCCGGCCCCAGGUUCCCCUUCGCCAUCAGCAACAGCACGGGCUGGAUCGUGGUGGCCUCGGAGCUGGACCGGGAGACGGUGGAUUUCUACAGCUUUGGGGUGGAGGCCCGGGACCACGGCAGCCCCCCCAUGGCUUCCUCGGCCAGUGUCAGCAUCACUGUGCUGGACGUGAAUGACAACAACCCCGAGUUCACCCCGAAGGAGUACUCUGUGCGGCUGAACGAGGAUGCUGCCAUGGGCACCAGUGUCCUGACCGUCUCGGCCAUUGACCGGGACGCCAACAGCGUCAUCACCUACCAGAUAGCCAACGGCAACACCCGCAACCGCUUCUCCAUCACCAGCCAGAGUGGGGGCGGCCUCAUCACCCUGGCGCUGCCGCUGGAUUACAAGUUGGAGCGGCAAUACCUGUUGACUGUCACGGCCUCCGACGGCACCCGGCUCGACACGGCCCGGGUGUUCGUCAAUGUGACUGAUGCCAACACCCACCGGCCAGUCUUCCAGAGCUCCCACUACACUGUCAACAUCAAUGAGGACCGGCCGGUUGGCACCACGGUGGUGCUCAUCAGUGCCACAGACGAGGACACGGGGGAGAACGCCCGUAUCACCUACUUUAUGGAGGACAGUAUCCCCCAGUUCCAGAUCGACGUGGACACAGGCGCAGUCACUACCCAGAUGGAGCUGGACUACGAGGACCAAGUGUCCUACACACUGGCCAUCACGGCCCGGGACAAUGGCAUUCCGCAGAAAUCAGACACCACCUACUUGGAAAUCCUGGUCAACGACGUCAACGACAACACACCCCAAUUUCUGCGGGAUGCCUACCAGGGCUCUGUCUACGAGGAUGUCCCGGCCUUCACCAGCGUCCUGCAGGUCUCCGCCACUGACCGGGACUCGGGGCUCAAUGGGAGGGUGUUCUACACCUUCCAAGGUGGAGAUGAUGGGGAUGGGGACUUCAUAAUUGAAUCUACCUCCGGCAUCGUGCGGACGUUGCGCCGGUUGGACCGGGAGAACGUCCCUCUCUACGAGCUACGAGCCUACGCUGUGGACAAGGGCAUCCCGGCCACAAGGACCCCUGUCGACAUCCAGGUGGCCAUCCUGGAUGUGAACGACAACCCCCCGGUCUUUGAGCGGGACGAGUUUGACGUCUUUGUGGCAGAGAACAGCCCCAUUGGCCUGGCGGUGGCGCAGAUCACGGCCAGCGACCCGGACGAGGGCACCAAUGCCCAGGUCAUGUACCAGAUCGUGGAGGGCAACAUUCCCGAGGUCUUCCAGCUCGACAUCUUCUCCGGGGAGCUGACGGCGCUGAUGGAUCUGGAUUACGAGGCCAAGGCAGAGUAUGUCAUCGUGGUCCAGGCCACCUCAGCCCCGCUGGUGAGCCGGGCCACGGUGCACGUCCGCCUGUUGGACCAGAAUGACAACCCCCCUAUGCUGAGAAACUUUGAGAUCCUCUUCAACAACUACAUCACCAACAAGUCCAGCAGCUUCCCCAGCGGGGUGAUCGGCCGCAUCCCAGCCCAUGACCCCGACAUCUCGGACACGCUCACCUACAGCUUUGAGCAGGGCAACGAGCUGCACCUGGUGCUGCUGAACCGCAGUUCUGGGGAGCUGCGUCUGAGCCGGGCGCUGGACAACAACAGGCCCCUGGAGGCCAUCAUGCGGGUGUCUGUCUCAGACGGCGUGCACAGCGUGGCGGCCCAGUGCUCCCUGCGGGUGACCGUCAUCACGGACGAGACGCUGACCAACAGCAUCACGCUGCGCCUGGAGAACAUGUCCCAGGAGCGGUUCCUCUCCCCGCUGCUGCCGCUCUUCCUGCAGGGGGUGGCGGCCGUGCUCGCGGCCCCCCGCCGCCACGUGGUGCUCUUCAACAUCCAGAACGACACGGACGUGCCGGCCGCCCACAUCCUCAACGUCAGCCUGUCGGUGCUGCUGCCGGGCGGGGCCCGUGGGGGGCGCUACGUCCCCUCCCAGGACCUGCAGGAGCGGCUCUACCUCAACCGCACGCUGCUGGCCGCCGUCUCCGAGCAGCGGGUGCUGCCCUUCGACGACAACGUCUGCCUGCGGGAGCCCUGCGAGAACUACAUGCGCUGCGUGUCCGUCCUGCGCUUCGACAGCUCCGCGCCCUUCCUGGCCUCCGCCACCGUCCUCUUCCGGCCCAUCCGCCCCGUCGGCGGCCUGCGGUGCCGCUGCCCCGCCGGCUUCACCGGCCACUACUGCGAGAGCGAGAUCGACCUGUGCCCCUCCGGCCCCUGCGGCCGCAACGGCCGCUGCCACAGCCGGGAGGGCGGCUACACCUGCCGCUGCCACGCCGGCUUCACCGGAGAGCACUGUGAGGUGAAUGCCCACCUGGGCCGCUGCAUGCCGGGCGUCUGCAAGAACGGGGGCACCUGCACCAACCUGCUGGUCGGGGGCUUCAAGUGUGACUGCCCCUCGGGGGACUACGAGAAGCCCUACUGCGAGAUGAGCAGCCGCAGCUUCCCCGCCCACUCCUUCGUCACCUUCCCGGGCCUGCGUCAACGCUUCCACUUCACCGCCACCCUCACGUUCGCCACGAAGGAGCGGAACGGGCUGCUCCUGUACAACGGGCGCUUCAACGAGAAGCAUGACUUCGUGGCCCUGGAGAUCAUCCACGAGCAGAUCCAGUUCACCUUCUCGGCAGGCGAGUCGACCACCACGGUGUCCCCGUCCGUGCCGGGCGGCGUGAGCGAUGGCCAGUGGCACACGGUCCGGCUGCGGUACUACAACAAGCCCGUCAUUGGGAAGUCGGGGGUGCCCCAGGGCCCCUCGGAGCAGAAGGUGGCCGUGGUGACGGUGGAUGACUGCGACGCGGCUGUGGCCCUGAAGUUUGGCCAGGUGCUGGGGAACUAUUCCUGCUCCGCGCAGGGGACGCAGUCGGGCACCAAGAAGUCCCUGGAUCUGACGGGCCCCCUGCUCCUGGGGGGGGUCCCCGACCUGCCAGAGAGCUUCCCGGUGCGCAACCGGCAGUUUGUGGGCUGCAUCCGGAACCUGCUGAUCGAUAAUCGCCAGCUGGACAUGGCUGACUUCAUCGCCAACAAUGGCACCGUGCCGGGCUGCUCUGCCAAGAAGAACGUCUGUGACAGCAACACCUGCCACAAUGGGGGCACCUGCGUCAACCAGUGGGACACGUUCAGCUGCGAGUGCCCCCUGGGCUUUGGGGGCAACAACUGCAGGCAAGAGAUGGCGAAUCCCCAGCGAUUCCUGGGCAGCAGCCUGGUGGCCUGGAGUGACCCGGCCCUGAGCAUCUCGCUGCCCUGGCACAUGGGGCUCAUGUUCCGCACCCGCCAGGCCCACGGCGUCCUCCUGCGGGCCCUGGCUGGGCAGCUCUCCACCAUCACCCUGCAGCUGAGCGAGGGGCACGUGCUGAUGAGCGUCGCCCAGCCUGGCGGCCGUGGCUGGGCGCUCCAGCUGCGCCAGGUGAAGGUGAACGAUGGCGGCUGGCAUCACUUGCAGCUGGAGCUGCGGCCCGGGCGGGAGAGCGCGGAGGCCGAGGGCCUGGCUGUCCUGUCCCUCGACUACGGCCUGCACCAGGUGCUGGAGGUCGUCGGCAGCGAGCUGCAGGGGCUGAAGCUGGGGAACCUGAGCGUGGGCGGCGUGGCGGGCGCGGGGGGCCGGGUGCAGCAGGGAUUCCGCGGCUGCAUGCAGGGGGUGCGGAUCGGCGAGACGUUGGCCAGUGCCGUGGCCCUGAACGUGAACCAGGCUGAGCGGGUGAGCGUGGAGCACGGCUGCAGCAUCCCUGACCCCUGCGACUCCAGCCCCUGCCCGGCCAACAGCUACUGCAAUGACGACUGGGACAGCUUCUCCUGCAGCUGUGACCCAGGUUAUUAUGGAGACAGCUGUGCCCACGUGUGUGCCCUCAACCCCUGUGAGCACCAGGCCACGUGCACUCGCACGCCCAGCGCCCCGCACGGCUACAUCUGCGAGUGUCCCCCCGGCUACUUCGGCCCCUACUGCGAAAACAAGAUCGACCAGCCGUGCCCGCGGGGGUGGUGGGGGCACCCCACAUGCAGCCCCUGCAACUGUGACGUCAGCAAAGGCUUCGACCCCGACUGCAACAAAACCAGUGGGGAGUGUCGCUGCCGGGAGAAUCACUACUGCCCGCUGGCCAGCGACUCCUGCCUGCUGUGUGACUGCUACCCCACGGGCUCCCUGGCGCGGCUCUGCGACCCCGAGACAGGACAGUGCCAAUGCAAGCCAGGCGUCAUCGGGCGACGCUGCGACCGCUGUGACAACCCCUUUGCCGAGGUCACCGCCAACGGCUGCGAAGUGAAUUACGACAGCUGCCCCCGUGCCAUUGAAGCCAACAUCUGGUGGCCCCGCACCCGCUUUGGGCUGCCCGCCGCAUCACCCUGCCCCCGAGGAUCCUUGGGCACUGCGGUGCGGCACUGUGAUGAGCACAAGGGCUGGCUGGCUCCCAACCUCUUCAACUGCACCUCGCUGCCCUUCGCCCAGCUCCAGAGCCUGGCGGAGCGGCUGCUGCGGAACGAGUCGCUCCUGGACCUGGGGCUGGUGCAGCGGAUGGCCCUGCAGCUGCACAAUGCCACCCAGCACACAACCAGCUACUUCGGCAGCGACGUGCGGGUGGCGUACCAGCUCUGUGCCCGCCUCCUGCAGCACGAGAGCCACCAGCAAGGCUUCGGCCUGGCUGCCACACAGGACGUCCACUUCACCGAGAACCUGCUGCAGGUGGGCAGUGCCCUGCUGGGCCCCAGCAACAAGCGCCACUGGGAGCUGAUCCAGCAGACGGAGGGCGGCACGGCCUGGCUGCUGAAGUGCUAUGAGGAUUACGCCAGCACCCUGGCCCAGAACCUGCGCCAGACCUACCUGAGCCCCUUCACCCUCGUCACGCCCAACAUCGUCAUCUCCGUAGUGCGGCUGGACAAGGGGAACUUCGCUGGCGCCAAGCUACCCCACUACGAGGCGCUGCGGGGCGAGAAGCCCGUGGACCUGGAAACCACCGUCAUCCUCCCCGAAACCGUCUUCCGGGCGCCUGAGGGCAAAGACCCGCUCAUGGUCAGCGCCAAGCUGCCCCCCAGCUCCGCAGAGGAGGAGGAGGAGCCGGCGCUGGUGACCCGGCACAAGAGGCAUCCGGAGCUGAGUGAGGGCCAGGCCGUGGCCAGUGUCAUUAUCUACCGCACCCUGGCAGGGCUGCUGCCAGAGCAGUACGACACGGACAAGCGGAGCCUGCGGGUCCCCAAACGGCCCAUCAUCAACACGCCGGUGGUGAGCAUCAUGGUGCACGACGAGGAGCAGCGGGGGCCGCGGGCACUGGAGAAGCCCAUCACCGUGCAGUUCCGGCUGCUGGAGAUGGAGGAGCGCUCCAAGCCCAUCUGCGUCUUCUGGAACCACUCCAUACUGCCUGGUGGGGUGGGCGGCUGGUCGGCCAGGGGCUGUGAGCUGGUCUUCAGGAACCAGAGCCACGUCAGCUGCCAGUGCAGCCACAUGACCAGCUUCGCCGUGCUGAUGGACAUCUCCAGGAGAGAGAACGGGGAGAUCCUGCCGCUGCAGACCAUCACCUAUGCCUCCGUGGCCGUGACGCUGGGCAGCCUCCUGCUCACCUUCCUGGUGCUGGCCGGCCCGCGGGCCCUACGUGGCAACCAGCACAGCAUCCGCAAGAACACCGCCACUGCCCUCUUCCUCGCCGAGCUCGUCUUCCUGCUGGGCAUCAACCAGGCCGACGUCCCCUUUGCCUGCACCGUGAUCGCCAUCCUGCUGCACUUCUUCUACAUGUGCACCUUCGCCUGGCUCCUGCUGGAAGCGCUGCACCUCUACCGCAUGCUGACCGAGGUGCGGGACAUCAACCACAGCCCCAUGCGCUUCUACUACAUGGUGGGCUGGGGCGUGCCAGCCUUCAUCACAGGACUGGCCGUGGGGCUGGACCCUGAGGGCUACGGGAACCCCGAUUUCUGCUGGCUCUCCAUCUAUGACACGCUGGUCUGGAGCUUCGCCGGGCCCAUCGCCUUCGCUGUCUCAACGAGCGUCUUCCUCCAUGUCCUGGCCACCAAAGCCGCCUGCCUGGCCCAGGAGCGGGGCUUCGAGAAGAGGGGCCCAGUGUCGGGGCUGCGGGCGGCAUUCCUGGUGCUGCUACUGGUUAGCGCCACGUGGCUCCUGGCCCUGCUCUCCGUCAACAGCGACGCCAUCCUCUUCCACUACCUCUUCGCCGGCUUCAACUGCCUCCAGGGUCCCUUCAUCUUCCUCGCCUGCAUUGUCUUCAGCAAGGACGUGAGGAAGGCUCUGAAGUUCAGCUGCAGCAAGAAGCACAGCACAGACCCCGCACUCACCACCAAAUCCACCCUGACAGCGGCCUACAACUGCAACAAUACAUAUGUGGCCGGCCGGCUGUACCACAUGCCCUUCGGCGCGUCCACGGGCUCCCUGCACAGCACCGUGCACUCAGGCAAGAGCCAGCACAGCUACCUCCCCUUCGUGCUCAGGGAGGAGUCUGGGCUGAAGAGCUGCCAGGCGCCCAGCGGGCAGACGGACCCCGGCGCCCUCUUCCUGGCGGCCAAGGACCAGCCGAACGAGCACGACACGGACUCGGACAGCGACCUGUCCCUGGAGGACGACCAGAGCGGCUCCUAUGCCUCCACCCACUCCUCGGACAGCGCGGAGGACGAGGCGUUCCCGGGGGAGCCCUGCUGGGAGAACCUGCUGGGCCCCCCCAGCGAGAAGCUGCCGCCACACAGCGCCCCCAAAGCGGAUAACGUGCCGGCCCACGGCAAGCCCUACUGGCCGGGGGAGUUUGUGACCACGGCCAGCGAGAGUGACGGGCACACCGGCCCCGAGAUGCUGCGGGUGGAGCCAGCCGCGGGACAGGUGCGGCUGGGACCCCCAGAGGAGGCACCCAGGGAGAACGGGGAGGCCCUGGACAAGAACGUGCCGGUUCCGCUGCCCAACCCUGCUGCCCAGCCCCAGAGAGGGAUCCUGAAGAAGAAGUGCCUCCCUACCAUCAGCGAGAACAGCCUCCGCCAUGUGCCCAGCGAGCUCUCAGCCCGCCCGCCGGGCACGGUGGCAUCACACGGCUCCUCGACGGGCAGCGAGGGCAGCCGGGGGGGCAGGGUGCUGCCACGGCCCCGCCAGACGCUGCAGGAGCAGCUCAACGGGGUGACACCCAUCACCAUGAGCAUCAAGGCCGGCACGGUGGACGAGGACUCCUCCGGCUCCGAAUUUCUGUUCUUUAAUUUCCUCCAUUAACAUGUGCGCCACGUGGCUCUGCCGCCCGCCUGGCCAGCCUGCCGGGGGCCCGGCCCAGCUGCUCAUGACCAUACGUCUGUGUGUUUGUUCCCCCCUCUCGGUGUGUGUCUGAUCACUGAGCAGGAGCGACGAGACCUCCAUCUGAGCAGGCCCCCGGGGCCCAGCCGACGCGGCCCCUCUACCCCGGGGGCCAGCCACCAGCCAAUGGGGACCAGCUGCCAGCCGCCAGGGUCCCUCUGCGUUGGGGCCAGCUGCCAACCGACAGGGCCCCUCUGCCCCGGGAACCAGCUCAUCCGGACCCUCCAUCCUCGGGACCAGCCGCCAGCCAAUGGGGACCCUCCAUCCUGGGGACCAGCUGCCGGGGCUCCCGCCUGGAGCACAAGCUGCAUCGCCCCACGCUCUUGCCAGGUGCCCCACUGACCCUUCAACGAGGAGCGAAAGGACCCAGGGCGCCGCCUUGACCCGCCGGGUUUUUGUGCCCAGUGCAGUCCCCUGCUGGCCAGUGCUGAGCAGGGUGGGGGCCUGGACCAUGGACGUACUUAACAGCUGCACUUCGGCUCCUGGCAAAUGCGCUGGGCCCCACGCUGGCCCCGCCCCAGCUGCAGGCAGGCGGCUGGCCGGACAGUCACUGUGCAGAGCCACUAGCGUGGCCCCUCAGCCCUGCAGGCACGGUCUCGAUUGCCACUGGGCCCCUGGGCUAGUUGCCCCUAUUCCCCAUGGGCACCACUGCCCUGCUGAGGGGUAGUCCCCCACAGCCCCUAAAACAGCCCCGGGUUGGCCAUUGCCAUGUGGGGCUGCCUGGCAGAGGGCCAAGUGCCCCCAGCGCCUCUGGCCCAGACCCCAAGGAUCUCACCAUGGGCCCCCAUGAGGUGGGGGGCUGGGCUGGCCCCACAGUGAACCAGCCCCAUGCCUGAACACGCUGCCAUGGUGGUGCUGGGCCUGAAACGUGCCCUUGUCUCCAGCGCUGUGUCCCCAGCACGCUCUGCCUCUGCUGUGCCGCACGACGCCCCGGGGCUCGGGGCAGGGCCCCUGGGGCAGCCGGGUGAGGGCCCCGUUCUGCACCCAUGGCAAGCGACAGCAGCAGUCUCCAGCUGGGGGGGGGAGGAUGGGCCAGGUGCCCAUGGGGUGGGGGGGCCGUCCCAGGAAAGAUGCUCCUGGACUGCUAUGGGCUCAAGCCCUUAAAGCCAGCUACACUGGCAGGGUUGCCAAGCCCCCACUGGCAGCGCCAGGCCCUUAGCCAAGGCUGAUGGGGGGGGGCGGGGGGAGAGACCCCUGCAGCUGUGUGGGCCAGGCUGUGAUUAUUCUGUACAAUCCCCCCCACCCCGCACACACACACCACAAAGGGGGAGGGCUAACCCCCCCGAUGCUGAGUGAAUGAGGGGCUCCUGUGCCACUGGGCAAGGGCCCUGCCACACCUGCCUUUCUGCCUCAAAGCCUUUGUUUUCUAGGCCCCCCCCGGCCAGUGCUGGCCCAGGUGGCACCCACCAGGGCUUUUGGAAAGUGCUUUUUGAUGUGCGUCCCCAGCCCCUGGGCCAUGGCCGGCCUGUGCCUGCUGCAGGUAGAUGGGGAGGUGUUGCGCAGGGGGACGGGACACCGCUGGGGACUCUGGUGUAAUUGUCAAUUUGAUGGCGCUUGCUGGACGCUUUUUUAUUUAAAAAACCAGCCUGACCCCGGCCGCAUGCUGCAGCAUCAUUCCGCAGCGGGGUUUGAGCCGGUGCAGCAGGGUGGGGGUGAGGGGAAUCUGGGGGCAUCCAGUGUAGGACACUGCUCUCUGAGGACAGGCACUCAGCCCCUCCCAAGCUGCACAAAGGACCCCCAACCUGCCGGGCGCUCGCCACGGUGCCCAGGACAGCAGGGGUCUGUGGGUUUGAACCCUUCCUGGGGUUUUCUUUGUAAAGCUGCAACUUGGUCCUGCUGCUGGUAAAAUCCCCCAUGCCCCAUCUAGGCCCCCCAUACUCACCGAGCCAGGUCCCGGGUCCCCCGGCAGGUGCUGAAGGGCAGAGCUGUUGGGGGUCUCAGGAGGGGCACGGUACCACCAAUGGGGGCUGGAGAAUCAUAUAUUGAUGGGGGAGAGGUGAGAAUCCCACCAUCACACCUCAUGGGGCUUACCAGCCCCAUGGCUGGGCUGGGCAGGAGCUGGUCUGGGUGUAGUUGGGCAGGACCCAACCACCAGGCGUAAGGGGGAGCUGUCCUGUGCCGUGAGACCAGCCAGGCCCCACCCCGGGCUGGGGGUGUUAUCCUUGUGCACUGCCCCACAGACCCCCUCACUUGGACCCCACAUUUGCUCAGCCCUGCCUCCCACCAAGAACAUGCUGUGCAGGGGGGCAGGGACAGGCCCAGCCGAUGGCUGGCUCCAUGCUGGUUUUGUGGGCCCCUGGGCUGGAGCAGGCUGCAGCUGCCCCUUGCCGGGUCUGAGUUUUGUUUGUGAAGAGCAGCUGAGCCCCGACUUGUGGCCUCCUGCGUGAAUCCAUGUGGUCCGGGGCCAGCUGGGCAAAGCUGUGGCAGGAGCGACCGCUGGGCUCUGGCACUAACCCCAUGAGCUCUGGGCAGACGCAUGCACUGGGCUGGCUGCUCGCUGCCCUCGGCUCCUGGACGCCCACUGUGGGGGGCAGGCGGGUAGCUGAGGAUCUGGGACGCACAGACGCAGCCUCAGCCGGUGUAAAUGCCUACCCUCACCUCUGUGUCACCAAAGCCCUGCAUCAGCUGGACCCAGGCUCUCGCUGAGUGGGCGCAGGCCUGGCCAGGCACCUGGCUGCCAGAACCCCCUGCGAGGCGCGGGGCCCACUAGGGUGAUCCAGUUCCGCCGAGGGUGCAGCCCAGGUGGGUUGUUUUACCGCAGGACUCGGCCUUUGUGUCAGUUCAAACCCAAGAGCUGGCCUGGCGGAGAGGCCACUUUGGCCAAUGCUGAAGCUUCUCCCCUGCCCGGGGAGGGCGCAGCCCGGCAGCCCCUGGAAGGGCCAGAGCAAAGGCAGGGUCCUUGGGUUCUGUUCCCAGCUCUGCAGGGAAGUGGGGUCCAGAGGGUUGAGUUUGGGGCAGGGUCUUAGGAGCCAGGACUCCUGGGUUCUGUUCCCCCCUCUGCUACUGGCUUGCUGGGUGACCUUGGGAGUGUCACACUAGGUCUGAUACAGAUCACUGACUCCCAUGGAAAGACCCCACUGGCCCUGCUCAGGGCCCCGCUGCCUGGCUCCCCAUGGGGCUGUGUGCAGAGCACCUGGAGGCCCCGAGCUGCCCCGAGAUCACGUCAGGGUGUGGGCAGGGAGCUGGAGCAGCAGCGCCCCCAAGGCUCAGGAGGGUUCCUAGAACCUGCUGGGGGCCUAAGCUCAUCGGGCUUGAACUUGCUUCCCUGCCCGGGCUGGCAGGCGACAGUCACACAGGAGCUGCUCUGCUCGCGGGAGCACGUGUGCCAGGUGACCAGCCCCAGGGUUCAGCGCAGCCCCAGCAGCUCCCUUCCUGCAGUAAUGCCCUGGGCCCGACUCUCCCAGGCCUGCAGAGGGCGGUUACGCUGCAAGGAAAGGGAGCCAGAGCCCAGCUCCCACACCUGGCUGGCCAGGAAGGGCCUCUCCAUGGGGCUGGACUCUGCUUGCCAGGGCCCUGCUCAGCUUGUGUGUUCUCGCCCUGCCGCUGCCUUGUAGGAAAGAGACCAGCAGCCGCCCCGUUUGUUUAAAAAUAGUGUAUGAGAGAGAGUCGGGUACAGAGCCGACCCCUCCGGCAAGGGUUCGUGUUUCAAUGCCCACAAACAGAGUACAAAAACAGCUCCUCUUAACAACACUAAUGCCAGGGAGCUGGGUCCAGCUGCCCCACAGGGCUCAGUUCACAGCAUUUCAGUGCCACACCAAGGCCAGCUUUUGCAGACCCACCUGAAGCAUGGGGGAGGGGAAAGGGGAGAUUAUCUGAACCGCUGGGAACCUGCAGCCCCUCUGAAGAUCGGGCCCCAGGUGGCUCCAGCUGGCUCCCAAGAACAGCUGCUUUCAGCUCAGAUACUACCUCCUGGGGCCUCUCCGAGGCUCAGGCCCCACUUACAGAGCCUGGGGGGUGCUGCUGCGCCGCCCAAGAGGGUCUUGUCUAACACAAGAUCCUAGUCCCCCCCCAAGAAUCCAGAGCAGAGCAAAGGGACAUUCCCAGCUGUGCUGCCCUCUGGGGACGGGGGAAGGAGCCCAAAGCACGUGAUCCCAGUGGGGUUCUUUGCUCAGGCUGAAGGUAGGCUGACGGGUUGCGGGUCAGCUUCAUGGCACGCGGUGGGAGUGCUGGAGGGGGAAGGGUUAAUGUUACAAUAGAGGGAAUGGAGGUAGCUACUGCAGCUGAUGGAGAGACACCAGUUUACACCAGCUGAGGAUCUGGCCCAGCUUUCACAGAUUUGUUUCACACACACACACACACACACACACGCGCGGAUGUUUUGCUGGGUUGGUAAAAAUAACAAUGACCUGGGGCCAGAUUCUGCCGCCCGCUGGAUUUUCAUCCCCACGCUGGGACCUUUAUGCCCGUGCAAUGUAACGUAAAGGGAACAAGGCCCUUGGGGCGGGAAGGAUGAUCCAGCCCCACUGCAAUCCUGGAGACGUGCUCAGAGGAAGGAGCCCACAGCGGGAGCAAAGGCAGCCCUGGAAACCCAGCUCAUUUGUGGGCCUAAGCUGCCCGCCAGGGCCAGCUGCCCAGAGCCCGCUCCUCUGUCCGCCAAAAACAAUGUUGUCAGACACUCGAGUUUUCAGCUACAGGAAUUUGGGGUGAAGUGUCUAAUUUCCAAAUAAAUUUUCCAGUUUUUGUUGAAAAACUCA